This is a messenger RNA of Myotis davidii, 635 nucleotides long. Its product is annotated as hemicentin-2-like. Lineage: Eukaryota; Metazoa; Chordata; Mammalia; Chiroptera; Vespertilionidae. Bases 94 to 348 code for a protein of 84 amino acids. The transcript is spliced from 3 exons. The record is from RefSeq and is a predicted model, not a curated record. Gene Ontology annotation, molecular function: calcium ion binding.
GCCUGGGUCUCCCUGAGGCCACGCCCCGGGACCCCGAGCAGCGUGGGCCACGCCUGGUGCCCCCCGGGCUUCAUCCGGCAGAACGGCGUCUGCAUGGACCUGGACGAGUGCCGGGUGCGGAGCCUGUGCCAGCACGCCUGCCGGAACACGGAGGGCAGCUACCAGUGCCUCUGCCCCUCGGGCUACCGCCUCCUCCCCAGUGGGAAGAACUGCCAGGACAUCAACGAGUGCGAGGAGGACGGCAUCGAGUGCGGGCCCGGCCAGAUGUGCUUCAACACCCGCGGCAGCUACCAGUGUGUGGACACACCGUGUCCUGCCACCUACCGGCAGGGCUCCAGCCCCGGGUAAGGGCCGAGUUGGCUGGGGGGUGGGGGGCUGGGAGCUUACACUCUGGCUCCUAUAGGCUGGACCCCUCCCUCCAGGCCAUGUCUCAGGCACAGGCCCUCCUACAACCAGUGGGGUCAGCCCUGCCUGAACUCCAGGGCAGCGCCUCUGUGCCCACUGGGCAGGGUGCCUCAUGCCAUGCACCUGCCUGCGGACACUCUGGGUGCCAGCUGGCCCGGACACGGUCGAUUCCUAGAGAGAUGCGUCAGAGGAGCAGAGAGCACUGGGGACCCGGAGAGGCCGGAGCUGGG